ACUCUAGUAUUUUACUAAAUUUCUUGGCCGCCAGCUGCCAGCAGUCGUGCUACACUUCUAUAACAAUUUUAAUUUAAUUUUCAUACAAAACUAACGUUUUUAAGGUGCUUCAUUUGCGUGUGAUACUUUUAAGUUUUAUUACAACACUUGUAUUAUUGUGACAAUACCUGCCGUCAACGACGUACGCCCUUAUUUUCAACACUCUUCAAAGAUAUUCAUCAUAAUUAAUGUGCAUAUUGUAAAGGAAUUUUCACUGUGUGCUGUUGUAUUGUUAUUUCGUCAUACCUAUUUUCGUCAAGUGUCAACGUGCAAGCACCACUCGAGUCACAGAUAACACGAUUAAUCAUUGCAGUUAUUGGAAGUAGUAAACAAAAACAAAAAAUCAAAAUAACAAAACAUAUACGAUAAUGGCACAAUCUAUAGCUGGCACUGCCUCUACGGCCAAUACUAGCGUUGGCGCUGGUUUGAGCAUCGCAGGCAGUUUGGGUGUUGGUGUGGAUUUGGAUUUGGUAGAUAUGAAGCAUUGCUUCGAAAAUCUCAUAGUGAUUGAUGCGGGCGCAAAUUUAACAAACAAAAAAUAUAGCCGUGAUCUGGAAUCAGUUAUACAGCGCGCAAAAGAUGCAGGUGUGCAAAAAAUUAUGGUUCCGGGUACAUCGGUGAAGUCAAGCAAGGAAGCGCUGCGUCUAUCACGCAUUUAUCCCGAUAUAAUCUAUUCGACUGCUGGCAUACAUCCACACGACUCCAAAUCAAUUAUCGAAGAACCAAAUAGUUGGUUCGAAUUCGAACACAUUGCGGCUUCGCAGGAAUGCGUUGCUAUCGGACCUUGUGGCUUAGACUAUCAACGUGAUUUCUCUGAGCCCGAGGCACAAAAGGAGAUAUUUGAAAAGCAAAUACAUUUGGCUUGUCAAUUAAACAAAGCAUUGCUGAUACAUGAGCGCACCGCGCAGCAAGAUGUACUCGACAUACUAGACAAGUUUGAGAAUUUACCGCCCGUGAUCAUAAGAGGUUUCAUGGGCACCGCGGACGAAGCAGUCGAAUAUCUGAAUAGAAGAUUCUACAUUAGUUUAACUGGUUAUUUAUGCAAGGACAAAUCAGAUAGUGGAGUGCGCAAACUCUUAGAAAAUGGUACCCUACCUAUAGAUAGACUGCUCGUCGAAACGGAUUCACCGUUCAUGUAUCCAAAUACUAGAGCUUCCAAGCUGCCGCAACAUGUUAAGACUGGUAUAACAGAACGUUCACUAUUAUAUUUACAUAGGUACUGUACUUUUCAACGUAAUGAACCUUGUAGUUUGCCCGCCAUAGUCGAGAUGAUAGCUGCAUUCAUGAAGAAAACGCCCGAUGAAGUAGCUUUAGCCACUGCAUUUAAUGCACUGAAGCUUUUUGGGCUAUCCUAAAUGCCAAUGGCUGUGAUUUUUACACUUAUGUAGACUGUCAUAAAAUUGCUUAGUGCGUAAAGAAAAGCAAUUGAAAGCAUGCAUCGUUUUUCAGCAACAUUUACAAAACGUGUGUGCGCAUUGUGUGGAAUUCAAAACGAAAGUGCCAAAAUUUUAUACGUGGUAAUAUAGUUUUUUUGCUUAAAUUCCUACAUAAACUAAGAACUACAAGACUUCGAAAGUGCCUUAAGUGAAGUGCGAAAAACGCCAAUUGGGCGAUUAAAAAAAUAACAUAAACAAAAAACGACAAAAUAUGCUAAAAACAAUAUAAUUUUAACGAAAUCGACACCUAUUUAUUAUACACAUACAUAUAUGUAUUUACUAACAACGACGUGUUUUUAAAGCGCAUGCAAACCCACAAUAUACUCAUUAAACCAACUGAUUGGUUCGAAUAUGCUAUGAUUUGAAUCGCCUUAGUGUUAGUGUAAACACAACAAAAAACAUAAAAUUAUAAAAUAUUUAUUAAAAAUUUAAUGCGAAUAAUGUAACGCGAAUAACGGGAAAAUGGGUGCUAACCCAAAUAAAUUUAGCUACACACAUUUAAACUUCACCGUCCCGUGAUAUGUAUGCUUAAAAAAUGCUUAAAUAAUAUGCAUAUACGACAACAUAUCUUCAUUAAAGUGUUAUACAAAACGUUUAAGAUGCGUUCAAAAAAUAUCUAAAUACAUACAAAUAAAAUAUAUUUAUUAAAUACCACAAAAUGGCAACUUGAGUUCGCAUCACAUACAUUAUUAAAUUAUUUAAAACUGUUGAACAAACAGCAGACACGCAAAAAGAAAGCACUUUGAGCGCUUCUUAUAGCAAAAAAAAAAAAAUAAAAACAAAACAAAAA
Molecule: messenger RNA, 2265 nt
Organism: Zeugodacus cucurbitae (melon fly)
Lineage: Eukaryota; Metazoa; Arthropoda; Insecta; Diptera; Tephritidae
Product: 3'-5' ssDNA/RNA exonuclease TatD
Exons: 5
Coding region: 408-1394 (328 amino acids)
Cellular component (GO): cytosol
Molecular function (GO): single-stranded DNA 3'-5' DNA exonuclease activity
Source: RefSeq, a predicted model, not a curated record